Myotis davidii is the source of this 5913-nucleotide messenger RNA. It is a transcript of the gene GON4L, whose product is annotated as gon-4-like (C. elegans). The coding region runs from base 361 to 5871 and encodes 1836 amino acids. Gene Ontology annotation, biological process: regulation of DNA-templated transcription. The transcript is spliced from 28 exons. The record is from RefSeq and is a predicted model, not a curated record. Gene Ontology annotation, molecular function: transcription coregulator activity. Lineage: Eukaryota; Metazoa; Chordata; Mammalia; Chiroptera; Vespertilionidae. Gene Ontology annotation, cellular component: nucleus.
UGUUGGUAGGUAAUUCCAACAUGGAAUAUUUCACCAAUUAAGAAGGCCAAUGAGAUUAAGGUAAACUUGGAAGAGCCUCCUCAGUUUGUGGAUAUCAACCUUGAAGAAGAUGAUUCCUCAGAUGAAGAGUACCAGCCAGAUGAUGAAGAAGAAGAUGAGACUGCUGAAGAGGUCAGUGGUGACCCUAGUUUGUUGGAAAGUGAUGUUGAGAGCACUGCUUCAUCUCCACGUGGGGCAAAGAAAUCCAGACUGAGACAGUCUUCUGAGGUGAAUGAAACAGAUGAAGAGAAUGGCAUAUUAUCAGAGGCUGAGAAGAUUGCCACACCUGCCAUCAGGCACAUCAGUGCUGAGGUAGUACCCAUGGGGCCUCCACCACCCCCAAAGCCCAAACAGACCAGAGAUAGUGCUUUCAUGGAGAAGUUGCAUGCUGUGGAUGAGGAACUGGCAUCUAGUCCGGUCUGCAUGGAUUCUUUCCAGCCAAUGGAUGACAGUCUCAUUGCGUUCCGAACCCGCUCUAAGAGGCCUCUGAAAGAUGUUCCCCUGGGACAACUCGAGGCAGAGCUUCAAGCUCCAGACAUCACCCCAGACAUGUAUGACCCCAAUACAGCAGAUGAUGAGGAGUGGAAGCUGUGGCUUGGGGGACUCAUGAAUGAUGAUGUGGGGAAUGAAGAUGAGGCGGAUGAUGAUGAUGAUCCAGAAUAUAAUUUCCUGGAAGACCGUGACGAACCAGACACAGAGGAUUUCCGCACCGACCGGGCAGUGAGAAUCACCAAAAAGGAAGUGAAUGGACUGAUGGAAGAACUGUUUGAAACUGGUAAUAGUGGAGUCAUCCCACGUGCAGGGCUGUGGAAGUCCUCAAGUGAGAAAAAUACUCUGGUGCAAGCUCUUUCUGAGUGCCAGCAUUAUCCUUUCCAAGAUGAGAUGGGAUUCCCCAGCAUGGAAGAUGAUGGCCCAGAGGAGGAGGAACGUGUGGCUGAGCCUCGACCUAACUUUAAUACCCCUCAAGCCCUACGGUUUGAGGAACCACUGGCCAACUUGCUAAAUGAGCAGCAUCGUACAAUGAAGGAGCUCCUUGAGCAGCUUAAGUUGAGGAAAGCUUCAGCCAAACAGCAGCAGGAAGUAGAAAGGGUUAAGCCCCAGACCGAGAAAGCGCCUCAGACUCUGAUUCUAGACCCAGCCCAGAGGAAGAGACUCCAGCAGCAGAUGCAGCAGCAUGUUCAGCUCUUGACACAAAUUCACCUUCUCUCCACCUCCAACCCCAAUCUCAACUCGGAGGCCAGUACUACCAGGAUAUUUCUGGAAGAGCUGGGAACCUUUGCUCAAAGCUCCAUCGCUCUUCACCAUCAGUUCAACCCUAAGUUUCAGACCUUGUUCCAACCCUGUAACCUGACUGGAGCCAUGAAGCUCAUUGAAGAUUUCAAAACACAUGUCAGCAUUGAUUGGAGUCCUCGCAAAACUGUCAAGACGGCCUGUAAAUUUCCCUGUUUACCAAAGCAAGUGGCUUGGAUCCUGGCCACAAGCAAGGUUUUCAUGUAUCCAGAGCUCCUUCCAGUGUGUGCCCUGAAGGCCAAGAAUCCCCAGGAUAAGAAUUCCUUCACCAAGGCCGAGGACAAUUUGUUAGUUUUAGGACUAAAGCAUUUUGAAGGGACUGAGUUUCCUAAGCCUCUAAUCAGCAAGUACCUUUUAACUUGCAAAACUGCCCACCAGCUGACAGUGAGAAUCAAGAACCGCAGCAUGAACAGAGCUCCUGACAAUAUCUUCAAAUUUUACAAGAAGACCAAACAGCUGCCCGUCUUCGGGAAGUGCUGUGAAGAGAUCCAGCCACAUCAGUGGAAGCCACCUGUAGAGAGGGAAGAACACCGGCUUCCAUUCUGGUUAAAGGCCAGUCUGCCAUCCAUCCAGGAGGAAAUGCAGCACAUAGCCGAUGGUGCCAGAGAGGCAGGACAUGCGACUGGCACCACUGAGAUCAAGCCGGACCCAGAUGUAGGAAAAACCAGCUUGGAAUUGGAGAGUGAGACUCGGUACCCACUGCUACUGCCUAAGGGUGUAGUCCUGAAACUGAAGCCAGUUGCCAACUGUUUUUCCAGGAAGGGCUGGAGACAGAAGCGGUCAUCAACCUUGAAGCCCCUCCUUAUCAGACCCAGCCCCUCUCUCCAGCCUACCUCCAAUUCUGGGAAAAUACCGCUUAGGUCAACUCAGUCAGAAGCCCCUCCAAGCAAAAUGGUGGUCCGGAUUCCUCAAACGAUCCAGCCGAUCUUACAGACGGUGCCAGCUGUCCCUCAACUGAGGGUCACUGGAGGUGAUGGUUUUGAGUCCGCAACAGUAUUGCCUCCUCUCCCCCCCGAGGCCAGGACCAGCUUCCCUCUGUCCGAGCCCCAGACCCUGUUCUCUGCUCCUGUGCCCAAGAUAAUGCUGCCCUCACUUGCCCCUUCUAAGUUCCGAAAGCCGUAUGUGAAACGGAGAGGCCCAAAGAAAAAGGGGACCAAGGCCUCUCUCUGUCUGAAGUCUGUCCCCCUCAUCAACUCUGCACCUGUUAUCUUCACUGUUCCUGCCACCACUGUGAAGGUUGUGAGCCUUGGCAGUGGCUGCAACAUGAUUCAGCCUGUAAAUGCGACUGUGGCCCAGAGUUCUCAGACCCUUCCCAUCACCACACUCUUGGUUAACCCUUCUUCCUUCCCAUGUCCAUUGAACCAGCCCCUUGUAGCCUCCUCCAUCCCACCCUUAAUUGUUUCUGGCAACUCUAUGAAUCUUCCUGUACAGUCCACCUCUGAAGAGAAGGCCCAAGUGAAUAUGGAUGUUGGUUGUCCUUUAGAUGAAGGGAAAAAUGCCUUUCCAGGCCUGGUACCCAAAUUAGAACCCCAGGACCUAUCUCCUCUCUGUGCCCCCGUCUUCCCCAAAAAGGAGCACAGCCCAGGACCUCUGCCAUCAGAUGGAGUGUGCCAGGAAGACAUGUCAGAAAACAGUGCCUAUAUCUGGACUGUUGUGAAAACAGAGGAGGGGAGGCAAGUUGUGGAACCACUGCCUCAGGGCUUCCAAGAAUCUCUAAGCUCUCCUCCUGAGAAUGUAGAGAAAAUUGUCAAGAUGGAACCUAAAGACCCUGGGGAGGAAGCCCCCCGGGCAUCCCCGAAGCACACCAUUUAUGAUGACAUCAAAGAAGAGUACCCUGUGGAAUUGGACACUGGCUUCCCAAGUGAGGGCUCAAGUGGUGCAAGAGAAGCAAAGAAACAGACAGUCUUACAAAAGGAGGAGAGGAACCAACUAGCUAAAACCCCAUCAGCUUCUCAAGAGCCUCCUGAUGGAGGAAACUCAGGAAAUGUGAGCAAAGAAUCGCCAAAGAACGCUUCAUCCUCCAUUGACCCUGAAACGGUGCUGAGCAGCCUCCCCGGGAAACCUGAAGACGUACCCAGCCUUGAGGGUCAGUUAGCAGGGACCCCGGCGAGGCCAGAAGCUGGAGGAGAGAAGGAUGGGCCAGAGGAAGAGGAAGAAGAGGACUUUGAUGACCUUACCCAAGAUGAGGAAGAUGAGAUGUCCUCAGCUUCUGAGGAAUCUGUGCUCUCUGUCCCAGAACUCCAGGAAACAAUGGAGAAACUGACUUGGCUCGCAUCUGAAAGGCGCAUGAGUCAGGAGGGUGAGUCUGAGGAAGAGAACUCUCAGGAAGAGAACUCUGAGCCUGAAGAAGAGGAGGAGGAGGAAGCAGAAGCAGAAGGCAUGGAAAGCCUGCAGAAAGAGGAGGGAAUGACGGAUGAAGCCAUGGGAGACCUGGCUGAGAAACCUCCCACUGCCUUUGCCUCCCCCCAGGCUGCUCCAGAAGAGACCAGCAGGGCCCCGGCAGGAGAGAGCAUCAAAGCUUCUGCAAAGGGCCGGAACAGCCAUCGAGCUCGGAAUAAGAGGGGCAGUCGGGCCCGAGCCAGCAAGGACACCUCCAAACUGCUGCUGCUGUAUGAUGAGCACAUUCUCGAGCGGGACCCACUCCGAGAGCAGAAGGACUUGGCCUUUGCUCAGGCUUAUCUGACGAGGGUACGAGAAGCCCUGCAACAUAUCCCUGGCAGGUAUGAGGACUUCCUUCAGGUUAUCUAUGAAUUUGAGUCAAGUACUCAGAGGCAGACGGCUGUGGAUCUCUACAAAAGCCUGAAAGUUCUUCUCCAAGACUGGCCUCAGCUGUUGAAGGACUUUGCUGCUUUCCUGUUGCCUGAGCAAGCUCUGGCCUGUGGAUUGUUUGAGGAGCAGCAGGCUUUUGAGAAGAGUCGCAAGUUCCUCCGGCAGCUUGAAAUUUGCUUUGCGGAAAACCCCGCACAUCACCAGAAGAUUAUCAAGGUCCUCCAAAGUGGUGCAGACUGCCUGCCCCAGGAGAUUACUGAGCUCAAGACACAGAUGUGGCAUCUCCUUAAGGGCCACGACCACCUGCAGGAUGAGUUCUCCAUCUUCUUUGACCAUCUGCGCCCAGCAGCCAGCCGGAUGGGUGACUUUGAAGAGAUCAAUUGGACUGAAGAGAAGGAAUAUGAGUUUGAUGGCUUUGAAGAAGUGGCGCUGCCUGAUGUGGAAGAGGAAGAGGAGCCUCCCAAGAUACCCACAGCCCCAAAGAACAAAAGAAGAAAGGAGAUUGGGGUACAGAACCAUGACAAGGAGACUGAGUGGCCAGAUGGCGCCAAGGACUGUGCCUGCGCAUGCCAUGAAGGAGGUGCUGAUUCCAAACUGAAGAAGAGCAAAAGGAGAAACUGCAGCCACUGCAGCAGCAAGGUCUAUGACAGCAAAUCCUACAAGAGCAAGGAGCCCCAUGAGUUGGUGGGUGGCAGCCCCCACCGAGAGGCCAGUCCUAUGCCUGGUGCAAAGGAAGCUGGGCAGGGCAAGGAUGUGAUGGAGGAGGAAGCCCCAGAGGAACAAGAAACCAUUGAGGCAACCCAGAGCAGGACUGGCAGGAGCACCCGGCAGGGAGAGAGGCCUAUUUCAGGAUUGGCAGUGGGGAGCACUUUGCUGUCCCCUCAAGAAGUGAUUCUUACAGAACGACAGCUCCUCCUGGAUGGCCCACCGCCCAGCUCACCAGAGACUCCUCAGCUUCCCUCCAACACUGGAGUUGUUCUAGACACUAGGACAACCCAGGUCAAACCGGAGGUUUCCUGCUGCACGGAGGUCCCCAGGCUUCAGGAUGAGGGGGAGGGCCAUCAGGCAGCAGGUGACGCCGAGUCUUCCACGCUGGUCUGCGAUGCUUCAGAAACUCAAUGUUCUGGAACUCUUGAACCCCCUGCUUCUUUCCCGAGUCCUGUUUCCUCCAGGAUCAGAGACGUAGGGAGAAGACAGGUGCCUGGGAAACCAGAUACUCAAGAGAGCUGGCUGCCUUCAGGCAGAACUGGUAUGAAGGCAUCAGACAGGAAGUCCUCAGUCCAUGAAUCUCCAUCAGGAAUUGACACCGCAGAGACUUCUCCCAAAACCCCUAAAGGAGGUUUGGCUAAAGACAGUGGAAUACAGGCCAAGGGUCCGGAAGGGGAGCCGCAGCCAAAGGCCACAGAAGUCACCGUGUGUGCGAACAACAGCAAGGUCAGCUCCACCGGGGAAAAGGUGGUCCUGUGGACACGGGAGGCUGACCGUGUGAUCCUCACCAUGUGCCAGGAACAAGGAGCACAGCCCCAGACUUUUCGAAUCAUCUCCCAGCAGCUAGGAAAUAAGACUGCUACUGAGGUUUCCCACCGUUUUCGAGAACUCAUGCAGCUCUUCCACACCGCCUGCGAGGCCAGCUCGGAGGAUGAAGACGAUGCAACCAGCACCAGCAAUGCAGACCAGCUCUCUGACCACGGGGAUCUUCUGUCUGAGGAGGAGCUGGAUGAUAUACCAGGACUCCAGAGGAAGAAAAGUCUUCGGGAACCACUGAAUGAAUAAAGAAAUGUUUGACUGUGACUUUAAAGUAUCUUUAUCCAGGAA